UUCGAUGGAAAUGCUGAUGACGAGGGGGAGUGCUCCGAAUUGUUGUUUAUAAAACGAUCAGAUGAUCGGUAUCGAUGCAGAAAUAUGGGAGAUUUUCAAUUAUACAGGCAGUAUGUGGACGAUCUCAGGAUUUAUGCGAGAGAAAAUGGGAUCACAGAAGUUGAAACUGAGAGGAUUUUUGAGGAGUGCUUCAAGGAGUUGGAGAUGAGUCGUGUUAAUAAAUUCCAUGGGGUGUGGAAGGGGGUUAGAGUGGUCAUUGGGGUAGUUUUAAUAACGAUUGCUUGUUUUCUGGGAUUGUACAAUCAUCCGGCAACGCACAGUAUUUUUUUGAGAAAUAUGCAGAGCUUCAUUUAUCCUGGCUUAACAGUAUUUCGACAGAUGGCUGUCCCCAUUAUCAAGAGAUAUCCAGCAUUAACUGAGCUGUACGAUGAAUCCUGCUUGAUAGAAAACCCUUUCUUCAAGGUAGCGGAUAUGGAUUGCUGGCCUUGUAGUACUGUGCAAUCAGUGCCAGAUAUGACGGGCUGGAACAUGACUGAAACCUUUAAUGUUGGAAUACCCUUCGUGAGAGCUGAGAGUGACAGCAAUGCGGAUCUGGAUAGUAUUAUUAAUAUGUACAAAAAUCACUCUGAUAUUUUUAACGUCGACGCCAGAAGAAUCUCCUCGAAUAAUCCUUUUUACAGGACAAUAAAAAAUGUAUUGGAGAAAAGACUUGACGAGAAUCCAUCCGAAUUCCUGGAUACUCAUGUAUCAUGGAGGCUCAAUCGCAUGAGGCCCAGUAGAAUUCUCCGAAAAUUAAUGCCCAAACCGUCAGGGACACCCAUUUGGUGGAGUCAGAGUACAGAGAGGUACUUGUUUAUUGACGAGCCCAAAGCUGGUGAAUAUUCCUUGCCAAAUCCAGAAUGCAGCAAUGUUAUCCUCAGGUCUACGAGAGGCUCAAGACUGAUUAAAAUGACGCCUAGUACUGAGUGCCAACGAAAUUGCAGGACUUUUCUUGUUUUAUUAUCUCCGAGUCGUACUCUGUGGUACAACUGGUGGUACUGGAGACCUAUGAGCCUUCCAGCAAUCAACUCGACUGAAAUCUCAAUUAAUUAUCUCACGUCAUUCUGUUGAAAUCUUGAACGAAAAAAU
This is a messenger RNA of Fopius arisanus, 1128 nucleotides long. RefSeq lists its product as uncharacterized. The transcript is spliced from 5 exons. The record is from RefSeq and is a predicted model, not a curated record. The coding region runs from base 85 to 1110 and encodes 341 amino acids. Lineage: Eukaryota; Metazoa; Arthropoda; Insecta; Hymenoptera; Braconidae.